Botrytis porri is the source of this 2243-nucleotide messenger RNA. RefSeq lists its product as uncharacterized. The transcript is spliced from 4 exons. Gene Ontology annotation, cellular component: cAMP-dependent protein kinase complex; nucleus. NCBI's taxonomy places the organism in Eukaryota, Fungi, Ascomycota, Leotiomycetes, Helotiales, Sclerotiniaceae. Gene Ontology annotation, biological process: regulation of protein phosphorylation. The coding region runs from base 442 to 1836 and encodes 464 amino acids. Gene Ontology annotation, molecular function: cAMP-dependent protein kinase regulator activity. The record is from RefSeq and is a predicted model, not a curated record.
UCGCCUUGUCGAUCAAGAUACCGGUACCUUCUUUCCAGUCUCUUUAGAUAACUCUCCCUCAAUAACUCCUUUUAAUACUCUUCCAUUCAAUUAUCAUCUCAACCCUCGCACCCUUCUAUCAUACCAACACCAUCUCAUCUCCUACCGUGUUAGAGUCUCGUUCCAGUAUUGAGAGGUCAGACUCAAAGCUCAACCUAUUCAAUAAGGUCCUGUACGGAAGCUUGUUCGCAAUAGAGAGGAAGUUGCUCUGAAUACAUCAAUCAUUUCCAUCAACUUUCUAGCUAGAUUACACCAACGUCAUCCGUCAACUCCUUCUCAAUUCCGCCUUAUCUGCCGUGGAAUCUUCUUCUCGAUUCACUCGAUUACAUUGUCGCAAUUCUAUGAAUCUGCACUAGUUUGUAAACAAAGCAUUGAGCUGUUUACCUCACAUAACGAGUUCGAAUGUCACUACCGUCGGUGUACUUGACCGAAAUCGAGUCCCUCAGUCAAGAAAUUAUUAGAAACCAACCUACCGAUAUUUUACAAUUCUGUGCCAACUAUUUUAGUCAACGUCUAGAAACUGAGCGCACAGGGUUUCUUACAUCUCGCAAUAGAUCAUAUCGUUCCGUAUCACCAGGGACAGCAAAUCGGCCGAGAAUGGCUGGAAAUACAUUCCCUGGUCGGCUUGGAACUCACGUCAAUCCUUUUGGUGGUGAUGGAAAUGGUUUAGGACAUGAACAAGCGGUUCCCGGCAAUAUUUCAAAAGUCAUAGAGGAGGAUGAAAAUGAUACGAUAACAUCACCAACAACACCAAAUUUUGGAUUCUCAAAGGGAGUUCCUUCAUUUGGAGCUUCGUUUGGAGCUUCAUUCGGAGGAGACGCAAGUACCGGAGACUUUCCACCAUCUUCUUUCAAACCUGCGAGCGAAGGAUUCCCCGAGCAUUACGGCAUGGGAAGGCGCACUUCUGUUUCAGCCGAAUCUCUCAACCCAACAGCUUCAUCCAACGAUAACUGGUCUCCACCCUUUCAUCAAAAGACACCGGACCAAGUAGCACGCUUGAAGAAGUCGAUUUCCGGAAACUUUCUUUUUAGUCAUCUUGAUGACGAACAAAGCGCUCAAGUACUAGGUGCUCUCGUAGAGAAGCCAACUCCUGCCGUUGGUAUCAAGGUCAUCUCGCAAGGUGAUCAGGGAGAUUUCUUUUACGUAGUCGAGAAAGGCUCUUUUGACGUACAUGUCAACUCCAGUGGCUCACUGCAACCAGGUCCUGAUGGUCUCGGGACCAAGGUAGCCACCAUUGAGCCUGGUGGAUCUUUUGGUGAACUCGCCCUCAUGUAUAACGCACCCAGAGCAGCCACAGUUAUAUCUGCAGAGGCUUCCUGCACUCUCUGGGCUUUAGAUCGUAUAACCUUCCGCAGAAUUCUGAUGGAUUCAACAUUCCAGCGCCGUCGCCUCUAUGAAAGUUUCCUCGAAGAAGUACCACUUCUUUCAACUUUGACCCGUUAUGAAAGGUCGAAAAUUGCUGAUGCUUUGGAGACCCAGAAAUACCCACCUGGUACUUCAAUCAUAAAUGAAGGGGAUGCCGGAGAAGCAUUCUAUCUUCUUGAGAGUGGAGAGGCUGAAGCAUACAAACGUGGCGUAGAUAACCCAGUAAAAUUAUACCACAAGGGAGACUAUUUCGGAGAAUUGGCAUUACUAAAUGAUGCUCCCCGAGCUGCUAGUGUUGUUAGCAAAACCGAAGUAAAGGUAGCUACCCUUGGCAAAAACGGGUUCCAGAGAUUAUUGGGACCGGUUGAAAGUAUUAUGAGAAGAACUAAAUAUGAGGGCGUGGAGAGCAUUGAUCCCCUUCACCAGAACUAAAGGAUUGUUGGUUUGGAAUGGAUUCGUUUUACUUGAUGGCGUUCAGAUACAGGUUACGUUCGUUCAUGAGAUGAUCAUAUGGACUAGGGAUUAUUAGUGGGCAAUACCUGAGAUGCAGACAAGAGUCAGAUUUUUCAAUCACUUUGCAAUUGUAUUAUUGAUGCUGUUAGCGAACUGCUUUUGAAUGCUAAUUAGUUCUACACCAUGCAUCUUUUCUCCUGAUGCCUCGAAUCAGAAUUUUGUGAUGCGACCUCAUGGACACCAAAACCGUAGAUAUAAACAUUUCAACAGUGGUACUAAAUCUUGUCCACAUUUGGUCCUUCGCUGUUCAGAUAUCAUGUAGUCUCAACCAGAGCCUGGCUAGUAAUUUAUCCCAUGUCCCUUCUCUCUAUUCCAUAUAUUACAUA